AUGCACAUCGCCACCGGCGAGGAGUACCCGGCGGUCCUCCGCAGCGUGGCUAGCCCUCGGACUGCCUCCGACUCCAUAGGAGCUUCCCGCAUCCUCAUGGUCAAGAACAUCGUUGUGUCUCUUGAUGGGAAGGCGGCCGCCGAGAGGAUCGAGGAAGCCCCUGAGGUCGAUCCUCUUCUUGAAUUCUACCCUCUCCUCAAGAACAAGUCCUCUGAGGAAUUGGCUGCCCUCAACAAAUCUGUGCUGAAGAAGCUGGACUGGAGGUUCUUGCCAUGCAUCACUCUGAUGCUACUUAUGAACUAUCUGGACCGCAUCAACGUUUCCAACGCCCGCCUUGCAGGCAUGCAAGAAGACUGUGGCAACAUGUCCGACACAAUGUGGUCCGCCGGUAUAUCCAUGUUCUACGUCGGCUACAUCAUCUCGCAGGUCCCUGCCAAUGUUAUCAUUGCCAAAGGCAAACCCAGGAUCCUCUUGCCCUGCUGCAUGCUGGCUUGGUCUGCUGUUACGAUCUGCAUGGCGGCCUUGAAGUCCGGCUGGGGCUUCAUGCUCUGCCGUUUCCUUGUCGGUGUUACGGAGGGACCGUUCCUGCCUGCCGUCGCCCUCAUGACAUCGUCGUGGUACACAAAGCAGGAGUCACCUCUGCGUAUGGGUAUUUGGCAUGCAGGGAACAUCAUUUCCAAUGUCUUCUCUGGACUCCUUGCGGCUGGUAUCCUGACGAAUAUGGAUGGCAUCGCCGGACUUCACUCCUGGCAGUGGUUCGUAUUGCUUGAAGGCAUUGUCAGCAUUCUGGUGGCUAUCUUAGGAUUUUGGUUCCUCCCAAACUGGCCUAACAACACCGGCACGUUCUUCUUCUCUGCUGAAGAGUCCGAGAUGGCUCAAUACAGGCAGAGAGUAUCUGCUGGCGGUAUCUCCGAGGAUGACGAGGGCGACUACUGGGACGGUAUCGUUCAAGCGUGCAAAGACCCAUUCACCUGGAUGUUCGCCGGUAUGCACUUCUCACUCAUCAUCGCGCAGUCAUUCAAAGACUUCUUCCCUUCGAUCAUGGACACUCUCGGCUUUUCCAAAGUAGUAACCUACCUUGUCCAAGCUCCGCCUUAUCUGAUCGCCUACUUCGUCACACUUGCUGUCUCUUGGUCGUCCGGUCGUAUGCUUGAGCACUGCUGGCACAUUGUCGCAUCCAUCUCCGUCUGUCUCGUCGGCGCCGUUAUCAUGAUCUCCACCCUCAACACCGCCGCCCGUUACUUCUCCCUCAUCCUCCUCUGCUCUGGUCCCUUCGUCGGUCUUAACAUCCAAAUCUCCUGGGAAACGACUGUGGUGCCGCGACCACGCACGAAGCGUGCGGCGCUAAUCGCCAUUGCAAACUGCGUUAGCAGCGUCAGUCAUUGGUUCACGCCAUACUUCUUUUUGAGGAGCCAGGAGCCGCGGUAUCAGACCGGUGGCGGCGUCAUUAUUGCUGGGUGUGGGCUUACCAUCGUCUUCUGUUUGAUGGCCAGAUGGUGGUGCAUGCGAAAGAACAGAGUGCUGGAACAGCUCGAGAACCAGCGAGGUGAUGAGAAAGGGUGGCGCUUCGCUACAUGA
This is a messenger RNA of Coniosporium apollinis CBS 100218, 1578 nucleotides long. RefSeq lists its product as uncharacterized. The transcript is spliced from 5 exons. Lineage: Eukaryota; Fungi; Ascomycota; Dothideomycetes. The coding region runs from base 1 to 1578 and encodes 525 amino acids. Gene Ontology annotation, cellular component: membrane. The record is from RefSeq and is a predicted model, not a curated record. Gene Ontology annotation, biological process: transmembrane transport. Gene Ontology annotation, molecular function: transmembrane transporter activity.